Messenger RNA from Leguminivora glycinivorella, 931 nucleotides. RefSeq lists its product as uncharacterized. The transcript has 2 exons. The record is from RefSeq and is a predicted model, not a curated record. Gene Ontology annotation, molecular function: sequence-specific DNA binding. The coding region runs from base 78 to 758 and encodes 226 amino acids. Lineage: Eukaryota; Metazoa; Arthropoda; Insecta; Lepidoptera; Tortricidae.
CACUGAGCGCACGUCCGAUUUUUCUUUCACUUUCCGUCGCGAUUUUUUCGCAAAUUUUACAUGUGCUAGUUGUGAAAAUGUCUAAAAUUAAGGCUAAGCGAUAUUGUAUAGCAGCGGAGUGUAAGAAUAAUGACAGAGAUCGAAAUAUCUCGUUUUUCUUGAUUCCAACGGGACAGAGGAAUUUUGAAAGGCGGCAGAAAUGGUUGACAUUACUUGGCAGAGAAGACCUUUUAGACAAGGAUUUGCACUGCAAGUCCUAUUACGUCUGUUGCUCUCACUUUGACGAUUCUUCUGUAAAAAUAGUGAAACAACUUAAAGAUACUGCUAUCCCAAGUCUGUGUUUACCUAAGAAACGAAAAGCCAACGCAAAAAAGCAAACGAGCAAGAAAGAAGAACAGCCAAUAUCUACACCAUGCAAAGAUAUUGAGACUAGUUCGUCAAAAAGUAGCGAAGUAAUGACGGAAACUACAGCAACUUUUUUUAAGCCUAUACAAGUAAAAGAGGAGGAAGAUGAGUGUAGCGGAGGAAAUAUGGCAUCUACAGAGAUUCUGUCCAAUUAUUUACAAAUCAAAAUAGAGGUAGAUGAAAGUAGCGACGGAAAAAUUGCAAUGCAGCAGUUAACCGAAUCUGUGCAAAUCAAAAAGGAAAACGAUGAAGAAUGGAAAGAGACAACAAGUAGUAGCAAAGGAAAUAUGGAAUCUACAGCAAUCCUGUCCGAAUUUGUGGAAAUCAAAGUGGAAAAAGAUGAUGAAUAUUGAAUAUAAAGAGAUAGGUAUAAAGAAGGAAAUAAAGAUUAAAGCAAAUACUGGAACUCAAACAAAUGUAGAAAAAAUAUCAGAGCAAGCACUAACAUCACAAGAAGGAACAUCAAGAAAACCAAAAUUCGUACAAAAAAGAUUAAAGAGCCAAAAGGAAAUUAAAAUAGAAUUAG